This is a messenger RNA of Botrytis byssoidea, 1761 nucleotides long. RefSeq lists its product as uncharacterized. The coding region runs from base 491 to 1390 and encodes 299 amino acids. The transcript has 6 exons. NCBI's taxonomy places the organism in Eukaryota, Fungi, Ascomycota, Leotiomycetes, Helotiales, Sclerotiniaceae. Gene Ontology annotation, biological process: protein folding. The record is from RefSeq and is a predicted model, not a curated record. Gene Ontology annotation, cellular component: endoplasmic reticulum membrane.
UAUACUUUUUGUAUACUUUCUCAACUCUCUUCAUUGUAUCGAAUGUGUCAAGAUUGAAAUAAGGCAAAAGAUAUACUCGCAAUUACGAAACUCGAUUCUGCAUCCAGGGUUUACUUCAAACGAUCCGCGCGAACACCGAUAUAAAGCAACCAAUCUAACGGCUCGUUCCUGAAAUCGAGCGCUUCAAAUAUUAAUUGGAGAAGCUGAGGAAGGGUCGAAGUUGAGGGGUUCAAGAUCAAAUCAUCAGGAAAGAACAAUACGACAAACAGAAACCACUGGAAUGGGAACUGAGAGUCAAUACCUUCGAUCAAUUACCCAUUCACAAAUACAAAUCAAUCACAGUUUAAACACACGCGCGCAUUGAGGUUUCGCAAUCGCGAGAAGAAUCAAUUUUACCCUUUUGUUUUACAAAGCAACGAAAUACAACAGUUUAAACAUAAUUGAAAGUAUCUUGCGCGCAAUUGCGAAUUGUUGGUUCUAUUAAGAGAAAAUGGGUUCAACACAAUUUGGAAAUUUCCAUAACUUCUGCCGUGACUCGACGUUACCAGUCUGCAACCUAUUCAAUCCUCCCACCAACAGCAAUUUCGGAUACGGAGGCUGCGAGCUGACGGGUAUAUCGUUAGGCGGCGGGAAAUAUCUGGGCAAUUUGGGUUCGAUAAUAAUUGCAGGAAUUGCGAUUGUAAUCAGUGCAUUCUUAAUAUGGCGAUCCGACCGAAAGCAAGCAGCAGUGGGAAGAAGGGAAAUGCAGCUCUUUCUCCUAGGCUAUAUAAUCAUCGAAAUAUGUGAAAUAUUUACUGUGGGCGAAUUCCCAUUGAGCGCAACUGUUCGGAUAGCCUUCACCGGUAUCCACCUCGGAAUGAUUAGCGCAACAUUAUGGAUCUUGAUGCUCAAUGCUGUUGUGGGCUAUCAGAUAAUCGAUGAUGGGACAGCAAUGUCAUUGGGCCUGAUAGUUGCUUCAGCAGCAGCCAUAUUCAUCGGAACUGGAUACAUUGCCCUCGAUACUGGAUACAGCUGGACCGGACAUUUCGACUCAAGUUUAACUGGUCAAGGCAAUGGCCAAAACCGAAACAUCGCUCUCUACGUCCUAUACCAACUCGCACCACUGGUCUUUUUGUUUGUAUUUUUUGCCCUAGAAACAGUCUUGGUCAUCAAAGUUUUGGGCGAGCGUAAGCCCAUGAUCUUCUUAACGGGUGCUGCGGUUUUAUUCGCUCUUGGCCAAAUUUUCAAUUAUGUUAUCAGCCCUCACAUUUGCAGCGGCACGAACGGAAAAAUUGAUGGAGCUCUUUUCGAGACACUCUUCACUUUACUCUCUGUGGUAAUGGUAUGGACCUUUUGGUCGAGCAUCACAGAAGACGAUUGGCCAAUGCCAGUCACCAACACAUAUUCAUGAGCAAUUUAAGGAAAUCAGGGAGCAAUGGAGUUAGGAAUUUUGUUAUGCGCAUACGAAAGUCUUACGACAAUAUUAGUUUAAUACCCGAUGUGGUACAUCUUGCUACACAGAAAGCAUGAAUAUUGGCUCAAGGAUACCGCGUAUUACGGCUACAGCUCUUGUCUAUGGGGUAAUGAGGACGGAGAAUUUCACGCCAUACGAAAAUGAGGGCGGAAGUAAUAACGACAAGGGCGCAGCUAGGAAUGAUUAUAUGAAUUGGCGGAAUGGCUUGUAUAACGAUUUUGCGAGUAUUAUACCCAACAUUGAACUUAUAGUAGGAGGAGAUAGAACUUAAUUCAGAGAAUCAAAGUAGACCACUUUUUUACCACAUA